AUGGCUCUUAAAUUGAUCCAACACUCUCUCUCUCUCUUCUCACUUUGCGCAGAAGCAAGAGAAAAGGUUGAUUUUGCUCAGCCGAUUAUAAGAUAUAAAGAGAGUAGUAAAUGGAUUCAUCGCAAAAGCUUGGCCUGGAACUCUGCUUUUUUCACCAGCCCUGGAGUGUUAGAUCAUGAAGAAUUAUUCGGGAGCUUAAAAAUUGGCGAGAAUGAGAUUGAAGUUGAAGUAAAUAAUAAACACUCAAUCAAAACACUUCCUCGUGUUUCUCCGGAAAUCGCUGAUCGUCCAAGUUUUGCUUGGGACAAUGCUUUUUUUACUGAUCCAGGUGUUCUUGAUGCAGAAGAGUUAUCUCUGGUGAACAAUGGUUUCACCAAUGACACACAACUUCGUAAAUCUAUUGAUUCGAUGACGACGACGACCACUCAAGGAAGCAGAUUAUCUGUCUCGAGCAUUGAGUUUGAUCUGUUUCACAACCUCAGAGCCUCUCCACGAGAUUCACCAAAUGUGAAGCAGGUAACUCGAGAGAUCCAGCGUAAGUUACCAGAUGGUAAAAAGAGGACUAAAGGUUACAAACAGAAAGAUCAACCUUUGAGUCUCAUUCCUCAACUCAAAGUGUCUUCUUCUUCGUCUUCUUCUUCUUCUUCUUCUUCUUCUUCAUCGUCCUCCAUAACCAAACCUUUGACUCCUCGUCAAGCUACUCCUCGUCAAGCUAAACCCCAGAAGAAAUGUGUUGCGAGUGAACUCGGGAAGAAUAAGGGACAACACAAGAAUCGUGGGUUUGAAGAACAAUCUGGAUCAAAAUCUAUCAUAAGGUCAUCGUAUUCAGGUUAUGCAAUGAAGCAUUUGAUGACAUCAUCCUCCUCUGGUCUGAGGUUACCACUGCCAAAGAUGAGAUUUUUCGACUCGGAGAACAACGGAGAGGAAGAAAACAGAGAACUAAAUGCAGCUGAAGCAACUGCUGCAAACAGAAGAAGGAGACACAAGCCGAAACUUGAGAAUUCUUCUCCACCAGAAAACCGCAGCGUUUUGGGGCAACCCAAAACCCUAAGGUGA
This is a messenger RNA of Thlaspi arvense, 1056 nucleotides long. The record is from the annotation of a GenBank genome assembly. NCBI's taxonomy places the organism in Eukaryota, Viridiplantae, Streptophyta, Magnoliopsida, Brassicales, Brassicaceae.